This is a messenger RNA of Ilex paraguariensis (yerba mate), 400 nucleotides long. NCBI's taxonomy places the organism in Eukaryota, Viridiplantae, Streptophyta, Magnoliopsida, Aquifoliales, Aquifoliaceae. The record is from the annotation of a GenBank genome assembly.
AUGAUUCAAAGUGAUGAAGAUAAGUUAAUUGAGACUUGUGAAGAGAUUUUGAAUUGUUCUUGCUGUGGUGUGGGCUUGGAAAAUAAAACUUACUCUCCUUAUACUAUGAUCAAUCCUUCUUGGGGAGUUUUAGAUUAUACCCAGAAAGGAAACUCGAUUACAGAGGCAGGGGAUGAUUAUCACAUAGAGAGGGAGAUAAUUCGGAUCACGGAAGAUCAUAUUUGGUCACUGAUCGAAAUGAAUAUGAACAUGGGUAUGAAAGCAAGAAUGAGAAUCCGCUGCUUUCGGAUGUCAAUGAGGGUUUUGGUAUAAGAGAAGAGGAGGCAGAGGGGGAUAGCUCUGUUUCUGUAUUCAAAUUCGGAGAGAGAGAAUUGGGAGGUGAUGAAGAUGAUGAGGUAGG